AAAAAAUAAAUAAAUGAGUUUUUCCAAACCCCAAAAAAAUAUUUUAUUAAUUUUUGGAGGAACUGUUGUAAACGAUGAUUGUAUGUUUGUAGCUGAUGUACUUGUUGAAGGAAAUAAAAUUAUUGCUGUUAAACAAGGGUUGGCUAAGGAAUUUUCUAAACAGAGUAAUAUUGAAGUAAUUGAUGCUAGUGGGCGUUUAGUGAUCCCUGGAGGUAAAUGAUGGGAUUUUUUUUUAUUAAAUAUGAUUUACUUUCUAAAAUAUUUUAGGCAUUGAUCCACAUGUAAGUGUGUCUUUGUAAAUUAAAUAAUUUUUAAAUUAAAAAAUUUUUGGAUGAUAAACACGUAACAUUUGUUUGUCCUCUAUUAAAGUAGCAAUAUUAUUAACUAAUGGUUGAUAUAAGAUGGGGGAGAGGAGAACAAUAUAUCCGCCGUACUCUUUAUAUUCUUCCCUUACAAACGUGG
This is a messenger RNA of Meloidogyne enterolobii, 462 nucleotides long. Lineage: Eukaryota; Metazoa; Nematoda; Chromadorea; Rhabditida; Meloidogynidae. The record is from the annotation of a GenBank genome assembly.